This is a messenger RNA of Opisthorchis viverrini, 799 nucleotides long. RefSeq lists its product as hypothetical. The coding region runs from base 1 to 489 and encodes 162 amino acids. The transcript is spliced from 2 exons. Lineage: Eukaryota; Metazoa; Platyhelminthes; Trematoda; Opisthorchiida; Opisthorchiidae. The record is from RefSeq and is a predicted model, not a curated record.
AUGCGCCUUGCACCUUCAAAGUGCAAAGUCCUGCUUCAGAACGUGCCAUCUGUGAACAUAUCCCUUACAAUUGCUCGGGCCGCGUUUGCUAACUUGAGACACCUAUGGCGUCAGAAUGGUUUAUCCCUGAAUCUGAAGGGACGUGUGUAUCAAGCUACAGUGCGGGCUGUUUUGUUGUAUGGCUGUGAGACUUGGCCUAUUCGAGCAGCGGAACCGAGACGUCUUCAGGUGUUCGACAAUCGUUGUCUCAGAACCAUAGCUCGUGUGGAUAUUCCAUCUCUUGACUCUGUUCCAAGGACUCGUCUUUCCUGGGUAGAACGGCUUAGUGGAAGACGGUCUGGCUAUGAUUCUCCGAGUUUGUUUGUACGCCUGAGGCAUAAACGCAAUUACGAGAAGCGGAAAAACGACAGAAAGUUCCAACAGCAUGGUGACAGCUCUGACUCCCCACAAGCCGACAACUUCUCAAAGGCGGAAGCUUUUAUGGACUAGUCUUGAUGUUCACAAUGUAAUCUGUCAUUCUUUCAAUCAGUUCAUGUACUUAGGGAGUCUAUUUUUUGGUCAGCAUGAUUACGUGCUUCCUACAGCAGAUGCUUUUCUGCUGUCAGUGCGUUGGCCCAUUCCAUCGGAUCUCGGCGAACAAACUAUAUAGAUGACGUCCUGAUUUGAAUAUCUCUGUGCCACAAAGCCCAUAUCAUUCACCUACAUGCAACUACGCAGAUAUAUGUUCUCUGUACAAUCCUUCACAAUCUCCAACUACUUGUUUUGUUCUGUUAUUGUACAUAUCUCCAGGCCUCAACAA